AUGGAAGAUUUGGUUAAUUUACUUGGAUUAUUUGAAAAAGCUACUACUUUUUUAAGUGGUAAAGUUAUGGAUCUCACUACAGAAACAACUAUAUUAGAUGAUGAAAAUAAUGAUGAGCAAGAACUUAUUGAAUAA
This is a messenger RNA of Funneliformis geosporum, 135 nucleotides long. The record is from the annotation of a GenBank genome assembly. NCBI's taxonomy places the organism in Eukaryota, Fungi, Glomeromycota, Glomeromycetes, Glomerales, Glomeraceae.